Cetraspora pellucida is the source of this 177-nucleotide messenger RNA. NCBI's taxonomy places the organism in Eukaryota, Fungi, Glomeromycota, Glomeromycetes, Diversisporales, Gigasporaceae. The record is from the annotation of a GenBank genome assembly.
AUGUUGAAUCUUUUAAGUGAACCAAUUAAUAUUGCAAUCGAUGGUCAAGUAGCAACAGGAAAAACAUCAAUUGGUAGUGAACUUGCAAGAUUUUUAAAAUACAAAUUUAUCGAUACAGGCUUAUUCUAUCAUUAUUUUGCAGCAACAUAUUAUAAUCACCAUGUGGAUAAUUUAAAA